AUGUUUAAUGAAAGUGAUCAUCAAAUAAAUAUUGAAUCUCUGCUCAAUCAAUCUAAAGAAUUGCCUAAUUUAUUGGAUCCCUCUGCUACUGAAAAUAAUUCAUUAAAUUUAUAUAUAACAUUAUUUACUAUUAUAUAUAUAUAUUUGAUAAUAUUCGUGGGUGUUAUGAUUACCCCUGCAAUAAGCCAUACAAUAUCAAAUCAGCAUCUUUCACAUUUAUCUACUAACACACUAAACAAUGAUAAAGAUGAAAUAAAACAAACAGAAAUUGAUACAUUUCAAGAUAUUGAAUGUGACUAA
Messenger RNA from Plasmodium falciparum 3D7, 300 nucleotides. RefSeq lists its product as uncharacterized. Lineage: Eukaryota; Apicomplexa; Aconoidasida; Haemosporida; Plasmodiidae. The record is from RefSeq and is a predicted model, not a curated record.